AUGGUUUGUGGGUGUCUGUCUCAGCGCUGCUUGCUGUUGAAUCUGCUGCAGCAGCAGCAGCAGCAGCAGCAGCAGGCCCGCAGCAGCCAGAUGGUUUCAGAUACGGAGCCGGCUGCAGCACAAGCAGCAGCAGCAGCAGCAGCAGCAGCUGCAGCAGCAGCAGCUGCUGCUGCUGCGCCUGCUGCUGCUGCACCAGCUGAUGCUACACCGCCUGCUGCUGCACCAUCUGCGGGCGCAGCAGCGAGCAGCAGCAGCAGACGCCCCAGACAUCUAUCAAAGGGGAUAGCCCCGUGGCUGCUCCGCAAACUGAAGAAGCAGCAGAAGCAACAGCAGCAGCAGAAACAACAGCAACUGCAGCAGCAGCAGAGCACGCCCCAGACAUCUAUCAAAGGGGAUAGCCCCGUGGCUGCUCCGCAAACUGAAGAAGAGCAGCAGCAGCAGCAGCAGCAACAGGAGCAGCAGCAGCAGCAGGAGCAGCAGGAACAGCAACUGCUGCAGCACAAAUCAUCAGUACCCCCCGAAGCAUCUAGGGAAACCUCGCAGCAGCAGCAGGAACAGCAACUGCUGCAGCACAAAUCAUCAGUACCCCCCGAAGCAUCUAGGGAAACCUCGCAAGAUCCAGCAGCAGCAGCAGCAGCAGCAGAAGCAACAGGAGCAGAAGCAACAGCAGCAGAAGCAACAGCAGCAGCAGAAACAACAGCAACUGCAGCAGCAGCAGAGCAAGCAAAGACUGCAUCUGCUGAAGGCGCGGUAGCUGGGGAAGCUGCAGCAAGGGCAACAGCAGCAACAUCAGCAGAAGCAGCAGCAGCAGCAGCAGCAGCAGAAACAGCAGCAGCAGCAGCAGCAGAAACAGCAGCAGCAGCAGAAACAACAGCAGCAGCAGAAACAGCAGCAGCAGCAGAAACAGCAGCAGCAGCAGCAGCAGAAACAGUAGCAGCAGCAGAAACAGCAGCAGCAGCAGAAACAGCAGCAGCAGCAGAAACAGUAGCAGCAGCAGAAACAGCAGCAGCAGCAGAAACAGCAGCAGCAGCAGAAACAGCAGCAGCAGCAGCAGCAGGAGAUACUGGUGCAGUAUCUCCUCGGAGCGAAGAAGCUAUGUCUCCAGCAAACAGCAGCAGCAGCAGCAGCAGCAGCAGCAGCAGGAGAUACUGGUGCAGUAUCUCCUCGCAGCGAAGAAGCUAUGUCUCCGUGUGCUGCUCUGGGCCCCGAGCUGCAGGCUGCUGCUGCUGCAGUGCAGCAGCAGAUCUGCUGCUUCGUGAGAGAGGCGCUGCGGGCGCUGCCGCCGCCGCACUUGCUGCUGUGGCAUGCAACGUGGGCUUCGCAGCGCACGCAGGUGGAGAUGCUGCUGCAGCAGCAACUGCAGCAGCAGCAGCAGCAGCAGCAGCAGCAGCAGACCAAAUGCAGCAGCAACUCCUGCAACAACAACACCAACAGUUUCAGCAGCAACACAUGCAGCAGCCACACAUGCAGCAGCAACAGCUGCAGCAGCAACUGCAGCAGCAGCAGCAGCAGCAGCAGCAGCAGCAGCAGCAGCAAGCGGCAGCCCUGCACCUACAAAGCAGCCCACCCUGCCACAUCCCCGCAGCUGUGGCUGCGCACAUGCAGCAGCCACACAUGCAGCAGCAACAGCUGCAGCAGCAACUGCAGCAGCAGCAACUGCAGCAGCAGCAGCAGCAGCAGCAACAGCAGCAAGCGGCAGCCCUGCACCUACAAAGCAGCCCACCCUGCCACAUCCCCGCAGCUGUGGCUGCUCAGAUAGCCUACAGGGAGGCCAAGAACAGACAAGCAGCAGCAGCAGCAGCAGCAGCAGCAAGUGCAGCAGCAGCAGCAGCAGCAGAAGACUGCGGGCGGGCUUCAUCAAGGGGUGAUGAAGACCCAAGGGGCCCUUGGGGGCCCCCGGGGGCCCCCCAGGGCCCCUUUGCUGCACGGCGAGAGCUGCCGUGGUUAAGGAGACUCGGGUCAACGCAGCAAUACAGCAGCAGCAGCAGCAGCAGCAGCGGCAGCAGCAGCAGCAGCAGCAGAAGCUGUAAGGGGGCCGCCAGCAAGGGCCCCUCUGCGGGGCCCCUGACGGAGAAGAAAUGCCGGGGGGCAAAGGUACCUCGGCCAGAGGCUGCUGAUCUGCUGCUGCAGCAGCAGCAGCAGCAGCAGCAGCAGCAGCUGUGGAGCUUACAAGGAGAGGGAGACGCAGCAGCAGCAGCAGCAGGGGAGCAGUGA
Eimeria mitis is the source of this 2214-nucleotide messenger RNA. RefSeq lists its product as uncharacterized. The record is from RefSeq and is a predicted model, not a curated record. The transcript has 13 exons. The coding region runs from base 1 to 2214 and encodes 737 amino acids. NCBI's taxonomy places the organism in Eukaryota, Apicomplexa, Conoidasida, Eucoccidiorida, Eimeriidae.